UGUAUCGCUGUGGCAUUGGGACUUGAUGCUAUGGCUAUCCUCCGCGCUCUGUACUGGCAGCGCUGCUGCUACAUGCCGGCUCUCAGAGCCCUCCGUGGCCGGAGAAACCACCAGCUUCAAGCCCAGAGAAGAUUGCAUCAUGAUAUUAUUGAGGCACUGAAAGCAGCAGCAGGAGCUGAAAACGUUUCCACGGCAACUGCUGUCCGGGAGCAGCAUAGAAAAGAUGAAUCAUAUCAAAGUUGCAAACCUCCAGAUGCAGUUGUGUGGCCACAGAAUGUGGAGCAGGUCAGCAGAAUGGCUCGAAUCUGUUUCGAGAAUGAUAUCCCCAUCAUCCCUUUUGGUACAAGCACAGGGAUGGAAGGAGGAGUGCUCGCAGUGAAGGGAGGCAUAUGCUUCAACCUCAUGAAGAUGGAUAGAAUUGUGGAGCUCAAUACAGUAGAUUUUGAUGUGACAGUUGAACCAGGAGUCACCAGAAAAGGCCUCAAUAACUACCUUCGGGACAGUGGUUUGUGGUUUCCAGUUGAUCCAGGUGCGGACGCCUCACUGUGUGGAAUGGCAGCUACCAGUGCCUCGGGUACAAACGCGGUGCGCUAUGGGACAAUGAGGGAGAACGUGAUCAACCUGGAGGUGGUGCUGGCUGAUGGGAGAAUAAUCCACACGGCAGGAAAGGAACGAAGGUUUAGGAAGACAUCAGCUGGUUACAACCUGACCAAUCUCUUUGUCGGCUCUGAAGGGACUCUGGGAAUAAUCACCAAGACGACACUACAUAUCUAUGGAAUCCCAGAAAGCAUGAUCUCCGCGGUCUGCUCCUUUCCAACAGUGCAAGCAGCCUUGGACUGCACAGUGCAGAUACUACAGAGUUGCAUCCCCAUAGCAAGGAUAGAGUUCCUGGAUGAUGUAAUGAUCGAUGCUUGUAACAAAUACAGCAAUCUCCGCUAUACCGUUGCAUCAACAUUGUUCCUGGAAUUCCACGGCACUGAGAGGAGCGUGGAGGAACAGGUUCAGUCCACAGAGGAGAUAGUGAAGGCGAACAGUGGCUCCGAUUUCACUUGGGCAAAAGAUCAAGAAACGCGGAACAAACUCUGGCAGGCGCGGCACAGUGUGUGGUACGCCGCUCGUGCCAUACACCCGGGCUCUGAGGGUUAUUCCACAGAUGUUUGCGUCCCAAUUUCAAAGCUACCGGAAAUCAUCGUGACCACAAAAGAAGAUUUGGUGAGGUCAAAGCUUACAGGACCUAUUGUAGGCCACGUAGGAGAUGGGAACUUCCACUGUCUGAUGAUGAUGGACCCACAAGAUGAGGAUGAAUUGAUGAGGAUUAAAGAGUUCACCGAUAGAUUGGCCAGAAGAGCAUUGGCCAUGCAUGGCACCUGUACUGGGGAGCACGGUGUAGGCUUGGGCAAGAGGCAUCUCCUGGUUGAAGAAAUUGGUGCGGCUGGUAUGGAAGUGAUGAGGGAAAUUAAAGCUGCACUGGAUCCCAAAAACAUCAUGAAUCCUGGCAAAGUGUUGUAAAACAGGGGAUGCCCUUUCCCCAUCCAAAGAUCUCCACUUCCCUCUAGUCAGCAAAUCUCAGUGUCAUUGGGAUCGAUGCACAAACGAUGAAAUCCUUCUGAAGAAAGGAAUACAUGGGGAAGUCUUACAGAUGUCACACUACAGGCCACUGGAUUCUAAAGAAGGUUCAAUGCUUGAUAGCUAAAAGUUACUCCGGUUAGAAUUUGAGUAAUUCCUCAAUUGAUUUAUUACAAAUUAUUUGGUUUAUUAGAAAUUGUGUGUUUUGGAUACAAAAAAGUCAAAAUGUAGCAUGGAGCAUCUCAGAAGGAAUACAGACCUGGCCAACCAGGCUCUAAUAAACAAUUUGCAAACCAAAGUGAAUCAUCAGCAGCUUAAUCAUCAAAAGUUACUGUUUGAUUCUUUUAGUUUAAAACUGCCUUCAAUGAGGAAGUUUAUUUUUAAUCUGUCAUGUAAUGUUAAUAAUGCUCUAAAUAUUUGUGAACAAUAAAAACGUUACU
Messenger RNA from Hemiscyllium ocellatum (epaulette shark), 2006 nucleotides. It is a transcript of the gene ldhd, whose product is annotated as lactate dehydrogenase D. Gene Ontology annotation, cellular component: mitochondrion. Gene Ontology annotation, biological process: lactate catabolic process. Gene Ontology annotation, molecular function: D-lactate dehydrogenase (cytochrome) activity; FAD binding; D-lactate dehydrogenase (NAD+) activity. The record is from RefSeq and is a predicted model, not a curated record. Bases 31 to 1509 code for a protein of 492 amino acids. NCBI's taxonomy places the organism in Eukaryota, Metazoa, Chordata, Chondrichthyes, Orectolobiformes, Hemiscylliidae. The transcript has 11 exons.